Mytilinidion resinicola is the source of this 605-nucleotide messenger RNA. Its product is annotated as glutathione peroxidase 1. NCBI's taxonomy places the organism in Eukaryota, Fungi, Ascomycota, Dothideomycetes, Mytilinidiales, Mytilinidiaceae. The record is from RefSeq and is a predicted model, not a curated record. Gene Ontology annotation, molecular function: glutathione peroxidase activity. Gene Ontology annotation, biological process: response to oxidative stress. The transcript is spliced from 3 exons. Bases 82 to 588 code for a protein of 168 amino acids.
UACUUAUUCCUUCCAACGUCUUCCAUACCACAUCGACAGUUUCACCCUUCACAGAACCGAAGAAUACAGCAGACUGUGAGAAUGGCGUCUGCCACUGCGUUCUACGACUUCAAGCCCAAGGAUAAAAAGGGCGCCGAGUACCCCCUCGAUCAAUACAAAGGCAAAGUCGUCCUGAUCGUCAACACGGCCUCCAAAUGCGGCUUCACGCCCCAAUUCGAGGGUCUUGAGAAGCUCUACAAGGAGCUCCACACCACCCACCCCGACUUCACGAUCCUCGGCUUCCCGUGCAACCAGUUCGGGUCGCAGGACCCGGGCACCAACGACGAGAUCGCCACCUUCUGCCAGGUCAACUACGGCGUGUCGUUCCCGGUGCUGGGCAAGACCGAGGUCAACGGCGAUAAGGCGGAGCCGCUGUACGAGUGGCUGAAGAAGGAGAAGCCGGGCCUCCUGGGCAUGAAGCGCAUCAAGUGGAACUUUGAGAAGUUCUUGGUCGGCCGCGACGGCACCGUCAAGGCGCGCUGGGCCAGCACGACCAAGCCCGAGAGCUUGCGGCCCGAGAUUGAGAAGGCGCUUGCGGAGAAGGUUUAGUCGGGUGGAGGGUGAGG